GCGGCUGGAGUGAAGUGAAGCGUUUGUGGGGGUUCACUUCCACACGUGUGCCAUACUUUGCGGUGGUGCCGCUCCCCUCCCUCACCCGCCAUGGCCGCCACGGCGCUCCACCUCCCGCCUCUCCUCCUCUCGCGCCGCCUCCGCCUCGGCCUCUCCUCCUCCUCCUCGCCCUCGCGCACCAGGAGGACCACCCGCCUCUCCGCUCAGCUCGACGACGACGACGCCGCCUCCACCUCCACCUCCACCUCAGAUAAGCCCUUCGCGCCGCCGGCCGGCUUCAAGCCGCCCGAGCCCAGGCGGUUCGAGGUCAAGCCCGGUCAGGCUGAUAACAUCUCCACCGCCUCCCUCGCCAUUCCCUUCCGCCUCGGCACCGGCGUGUUCGUCCUUGGAUACUCGGUAUCGCUUGUUUCUCCUGACGAGGUGGCACCAGAUGAAUAUGCUUUGGAUUUCCAAGGUCGGAAGGUUAAGGAAUCAUCAAAGAUAGGGCAGUGUCCUCGACCAGAAAAGCCUAUCGAGAUUUACGAGUUUGAAGGCUGCCCAUUCUGCCGAAAGGUCAGAGAGAUGGUAGCUGUCUUGGAUCUAGAUGUUUUGUUUUACCCCUGCCCUAAAAACGGCCCUACAUUCCGCCCAAAGGUUUUAGAAAUGGGUGGAAAGCAACAAUUUCCUUACAUGGUGGAUCCAAACACAGGGGUUGCCAUGUAUGAGUCUGAUGCCAUCGUAAAAUACUUGGCCGACAAAUAUGGUGAUGGGACUGUUCCAAUUAUGCUAUCACUUGGUAUAUUGACAACUAUAACAGCAGGGCUCGCACUGAGUGGACGUAGAGGGAAGGGUUCUACCUAUACUCCUGCAAAGCUCCCACCCCAGCCAAUAGAACUAUGGGCGUAUGAGGGAUCUCCUUUCUGUAAAAUAGUACGAGAGACCUUUGUUGAAUUAGAAUUGCCACACUUGCUACACAGCUGUGCACGAGGCAGCCCCAGGAGACAGGAAUUCCUUAAGAAAUAUGGUACUUUCCAGGCUCCUUAUAUCGAAGAUCCUAACACAGGGGUCAAGAUGUUCGAGAGCGCUGACAUCAUAGACUACCUGAGGGCAACAUAUGCGGCUUGAGAUUCCCUUUAACUUUUUCUCAUAUCUGAAUUGUCAAUAUGCAGUAUAUGCUACACUGAUAAUAUGGCAUAUCUCAAGUGUCCAUAUGCAUUGUACAUUCUCUCUAUUAUUUACAAGGAAUCCGCGAGCUCAUAAUGUAGUACAUGCAAAUACAAUUAUACAUAACUGUUCUGAAGUAUAAGAAUUUCUACACCCCGUUUUACAGUAACGAAUGAUGAGUUAAUGAGUGUCUUUGCACGCUGAAAUGAAGCUUCUU
Messenger RNA from Oryza brachyantha (malo sina), 1360 nucleotides. RefSeq lists its product as uncharacterized. Bases 91 to 1104 code for a protein of 337 amino acids. Gene Ontology annotation, cellular component: chloroplast. The transcript has 12 exons. The record is from RefSeq and is a predicted model, not a curated record. NCBI's taxonomy places the organism in Eukaryota, Viridiplantae, Streptophyta, Magnoliopsida, Poales, Poaceae.